Arabidopsis arenosa is the source of this 4641-nucleotide messenger RNA. NCBI's taxonomy places the organism in Eukaryota, Viridiplantae, Streptophyta, Magnoliopsida, Brassicales, Brassicaceae. The record is from the annotation of a GenBank genome assembly.
AUCUCACUGGAGAUCUCUCGAUCUAAGUCGGUUUCUAUCGAUCUCGAACAGUUUCAGAAAAUGGCAAAGACAAGAGGAGGAGGUCAAGUUGCUGCUCGUCGUAGUAGGCGUAAUCAAGGCUUGGAGGUAGAAGAUGUUGCUCCUGCAACAACACUAAAGGUUAAUAAGAAGGUGAAUAAGAAGAAAACAGCAAAUAAAGUGGCUCGGAGAAGAAGUAGUACUAGAGCCAAGAAAGUGGCUGCUGUAGAUGAUGAGGUAGAAGAUGUUACACCGAAAGUGGCUGCUGUAGAUGAUGAGGUAGAAGAUGUAACACCAGAAGCUGUGGAAGAAGAAAAGGGUAAUGACAAAGAUAUAACACCGGAGGCUGAUCAGACUGAGAAAGCAAUGCCUGAAGAUGAGAAUGAAGGAGAAGGAUGUUUGACUGGACAGGGCCAGGAGGAGGAUGAAGAAGAAGUUGCCAAUAUAGAAGAAGAAGCUUGUUUGACUGGACAGGACCAGCAGGAGUAUCAUCAAGAAGAAGCUGCCACUAUGGAAGUAGCUGCGAAUAAUGAAGAAGUUGCCAAUAUGGAAGAAGAUGGUGUUGGCAAUGGUCAAGAUAAAGCGAUUCCUACCAACACUGAUGAAGGAAGUCAGGUACCAGAAGAAAGAGUGAAAGUAAGAAGAAAAAGAGGACCAACAAAGAUGCGUAAAGUGGCUGAAAAUCCUAAUGAAAGGGUUUCAGUUUCUUUCACUGACUUUGGUGAUCAUGUUGGAACUGGUUCAGUAAGAUUAUCAUCUUUUCUUGGUGUCCUCGUGAGUCAAUUCAUUCCAGUUACAAUUUCUGAUUGGAGACAAGUUGAUGCAGCGACUAAAGAAACAUUGUGGGAACAAAUUCAGGGGAGGUUUGACAUGGAAGAAGAAUGGAAAAAAGCUGUUAUUAUGAAGCAAAUGUGUAAUAUCUUUAGGGGUAUGAAGUCAAGGCUAGUGACAAAAGUACGUGCUGCUGAGACAGCUGCUGAUAUACUAGCUUUAAAACCCAGCAACAUCCCAUCCAUUCAAGUGUGGAACUCUUGGGUUAAGAGCAAGACUAGCAAAGCUUUUACGGAAGUAAGUAACAAGAUGAGGAAGUUGAGACAUGAUCAGAUUCCUCAAACCUCCAGCCGCAAAGGAUUGGUUCGUUUAGCUGAUGAUAUGAAAAAAAAGAGUUCAAACCCAAGUAAGGUGACUAGGACUAAGGUAUGGUUAGCGGGACACACUCAUGCUGAUGGUAGACCUGUGAAGCCUCAAUUUGCUGAGACUAUUAAACAAAUACAAUCACUUGAUAGUGAAAUGGACUCUACAUCAGCUGCUGAUAACAUAAGGGAAGAUGCUGUGAGCCAGAUUUUGGGAAAAGACAAACCUGGACGAGUAAGGGGGUUUGGUAGAGGGAUUACGGCUACUAAGUUAGCGUUUAUGCAAGCUAGAGACGCAAAAAUGGCAGAAAUGAAAAGUGAGAUUGAUGAGUUGAAGGGAAUGUUUAGAGACUUAGCUGGAAAGAAGAAAAGUUAUUGUGACACUGAAACAUGUGAGACUGAAACAUGUGAGAGUAGUGGUGUAUUCAAAGUAGGAGAUAGAGUACAGCUACUGGAUUGGAUUCAUUCAAGAGAAGUAGUUGUUGGUGAAGGAGAAUUCUGUUCUGAUGAACAGAUGUACAAAAUUGGUCGUAUACCAAUUGGUCCUAAUGCAGUGGCUGUCAUUGUUAGUUCUGUACUAAGCUCAACAGCUUCUCUCUGGAGGCCUACAUCAGAUGUGUUAUAUCUUAAGGAAGCUGUUGGAUGCAAAAUAUCUUGGCCAAUGGACAAAGUGCUUAGGGUUCCAUUCACUUCUGAAGAUGUAUCCUUAGGGCCAAACAAGGAAGGUGAAACUCGAAGCUGCAAAAUAUUUGAUUGGGAAAAUAUAGAGAAUGAUGAGCUUAUUGCUGAAGGUAUCGUGUGCUCAUCUAACUCCAAAGAGAGGGUUAACAAUAUUCCUCUAGGUCCGGGUGCUGUUAGUCUUCAAGUUGUGAAGGUGUUCAAUUUUAAUGCUCCUUUGUGGAGGCCAACUGCUGAUAUUAGUGUAAUUGGUGAAGCAAUUCAUGAGAAAAUCGCAUGGCCUGUCCUAAAGAUUGAUGUCACGGCUGCAGCCACUCCAGAACCAACACUAACUAAAUCAGUGAGUCCAGGCAGCAAUAGUUCCACCAAAAGUCCAGAGCAGAAGUGUGUUCUUUUGGACUGCAACAAUUCUGGUCGUAUUGUAGCUGAAGGAAGAGUGAUGUCAACAGAUCCAGAAGAUAAGUGCCAUAAUGUGCCCCUCGGUCCAAAUGCAAGCAAGGUCUCUGUAGAUUUGAUUAAGAUUGGUAAUGCAAAGGUCUGGAGGCCAAAUUCAGAGUUUGUGUUCAUUUCUGAUGCAGUAGGUUCAGUUGUACCUUGGCCAAGCGAGAAAGUGAAGAAUACUAUCGAGUACUCAGAAGGAGCAACGAAUUUCGCCAAGUCAUCUGCAAGAAGAUUGGGAAAUCUGUCUGAAAUGCUAUGCCCAUGUAGAGAUUGCCGCAAUUUAUGCCAUCAGUCUAUAGAGGAAAUUGUUGAGCAUCUAGUGCUUAGGGGUAUGGAUAAGAAGUAUAAGACUUCUUGUUGGAAUUUUCAUGGUGAAAAAAGAGCAGAUACAGAAGACAAUGCUCCUCAACAUGAAACAGAGGCAUUUGACUUGUUUAAGACAGCAUUUUCUAUGGGUGAAGCCUUAGGAACAUUGUCUGGAUGUAAAGUGAAAGGGAAACAAGCUUGCAAUGUAUGUGGAAAGCAUACACCUUCCAGAUGGCUUAAGUUUAGCCGUAAGUUUGUCUAUAUGGGGAAUAGAAAGAGACUACCGCCUGGCCAUCGUUACAGAUAUAAAAAAGCUUGGUUUGACAACACUGUUGAGGAAGGGACUGCCAAUAGGAUACAAACUGGCUCUGAAAUAUAUGAGACACUACAAGCUUUUAGGAAUGAUUUUGGAAAACCUCUAGAUAAGGAAAGUAAAAGAAAAAGAACUGAGUUGGAUCAAGAUGAGGUGGUUGAAGAAGAAGAGUGUGAAGAAUCAAAUGAUAUAUGGCGGUGGAAGAAGAGAUCAAUAUUCUUUGAACUACCUUACUGGAAGGAUUUGCUUGUUCGUCACAAUAUUGAUGUUAUGCACGUAGAAAAGAACGUCUCAGAUGCUAUAUUGUCUAUCUUGAUGCAAAGUGCUAAGUCAAAAGAUGGUUUGAAAGCAAGAAAAGACUUAGAAGAUAUUGGAAUCAGAAAUCACUUGCACACAGAGGUCCGGGGAAAGAAAACAUACUUACCUCCAGCAGCCUAUUGGUUAUCCAAGAAAGAGAAGACAAUUUUCUGCCAAAGAUUAUCUAAGUUUAGAGGUCCUGAUGGUUAUUGUGGUAAUAUUGCAAAUAGUGUUUCAGUUACCCCUCCAAAUAUAGGUAGUUUAAAGUCGCAUGAUCAUCAUGUCCUAGUACAGAACUUGUUACCAGCUGCAUUAAGAGGGUUGUUACAUAAGGGUCCUAGGAUUGCCAUAAAUAGAUUAUGCAGUUACUUCAACAGGUACAUGAAAACACUUAAGGCUUUUGUUAAGAAUCAUGCAAGGCCAGAAGCAUGUAUGGCUGAGGGGUAUUUAGCUGGAGAAUGCGUUGCAUUUUGUUUAGAGUUCCUUAAAGAUUCAGUACCAGUUCAAGAAACAGUUAAUCGCAAUGAAGAUAUUGAGGCUGAUAGAAGCGUGGUUGAAGGUCGACCUCUGCAGAAGGGUAUAGAAGUUACCCUAUCAGAUAAAGAUAGAGACAAUGCACAUCGCUAUGUGCUAAUGAACAUGGCAUCUUUGGAUCCUUAUGUCGAGAUGCAUUUGGAAGAAUUACAAGCUAAUGAUGCUCGAUGUGCUAAAAGUGAAACUUUGUUAUGGAAAAACCAUACUGAGCAGUUUGCACAAUGGCUUAAAAAAAAGAUUCAUUCAGACUCAAGAAAUAGUCAUUCUAAGGAGAUAAGGUGGUUGGCAUUUGGACCCAGAAAUGUUGCUUUAGCACAUAAAGGAUUUAUCGUUAAUGGGCAACGGUUUCAUACAGAUGCGGUUAAGCGGAAGACACAAAACAGUGGCAUAACUUAUGAAGCAUUUAGCAUGUGUAGAUCAAGUGCUCGAGAUAUGAGACAAGUCGCUAAUGUGCUUACAUAUUAUGGAGUGAUAAAGGAGAUUUUACUUAUGGACUAUGACAUGUUCAAAGUGCCGCUGUUUAGAUGCAAUUGGGCCAACACAGGGAAUGGUGUGAAGGAGGAAGAUGGUUUCACUCUUGUUAACCUUCAUAUGAACCAAACAGCCUAUUUGAAAGAUCCAUUCAUUCUACCUUCUCAAGCAAAACAGGUUUUCUAUUCUAGGGAAGAUGAUAAUUCAAAUUGGUAUGUUGUUAUGAGAGCACCACCUAGAGGCUAUCAUGAAUUGGAAACAGAAAAGGAUUUAGGUGGUGCACCUUUGCCUGUACAAGAAGUCGAUGAUUUGGAUGAUGAAGCUUUUGAUGAUGAUAGUGUUUAUGUUAGGGAUGAUUGUGAAGGCUUGUUAGUGGUAGAUUGAUAGGUAUGUUUGUGGUUUUUGUAAACAAUGAGAAUUGAAAUGGGUUAUUAAACAUUUUAAUGGUAU